This is a messenger RNA of Anopheles merus, 4608 nucleotides long. Its product is annotated as GTPase-activating protein skywalker-like. Lineage: Eukaryota; Metazoa; Arthropoda; Insecta; Diptera; Culicidae. The record is from RefSeq and is a predicted model, not a curated record.
UGCAAAUUGCAUAAAUGUGGUGUGCUGUUAUUGCAAAACUGAUCAAUGCGUAACUUAUUCCGCUUGUGCUAUAUUUAUUGUGUAGCUUAAGUUUGUAAAUGAACAAACCGUAAUAAACAGUGGCUAUCCGUAUUAGUUGAAAUUUGCCACCCAAAACCAAAAACAAUAUACAAUUGAAAAGAUUUAAGUUUGAAGCGCUAACCUUUUAGUGAAGUGGUAAUUCCAUCGUGAAGUGGGAAAGUCAUGCUGUAUGUCCCCCAAUAGUGCGAGUUAGUUUUCCAAUGUGAAGUGUCAUGCUUUUGCUCUUAUACAUCACCGCUGAUCCGUGUGCAAUAAAUUCAUCGGUAACAUUGCGUUACUACUCAACUAUCGGUUAUGUGACCAUCAGAUGGUAAUAAUGUAUUGAAUCAUGUAUGCGGUGCUUCGUUAGUACGCACAUAUGUAUGUAGCAUUUUACUGCACAGGCUUUCCUAUUACUGAAUCUGCUAUAAAAAUAGGCAGUUGAAAGGACACAUAAUGGUUGCAAAAACGCAGGAAGGCAUAUCUUUGGAAAAUCUUAGCAAACGAGCAUCGGUUUAUAUUGAUCCUGAUUGUGAUUUGUACCUAGAGCUGCAAUAUUUGCAAUCUUCAAGGCUUACAAAAUGUGCCUGUUUCGACAUCCACCUAUUGACAUCGAAAGGAAAAAAACCAAACUUGAAAUCGUUUCAAGACGUGCAAUCACUCAUUCAACAAGGAAAAAAACGAGAAGCAAAGAUAGUGUUAAGAGAAAACUCAUGGCCCACCAAUUCACCGAUUCGUUCACAGCUAUGGCCAGCUUUAUGCGCCCAACAUCACGUUGGAAAAACGAUGCUGGACGGAUUCUAUUGGGAUAUGGUGAAUCAGGUUUUCGGUACGACAGAAUUGCCCGAGAAACCUAUAAUGCUGCCACCGUUCGUCGAUUCAACACAUUGUCUGCCCUAUCAUUUGACACGGAAAGGUCGAGCGGUGGCUGAUCGAGUAGUAAGUGUGCUCGGUUACGCAUGUCCAGACAUUACUUACAGCCCUACGCUCUACCCUAUUACUUCCAUUUUGUUACACUUUAUGUCUGAGGAAGAAUGCUACCACUGUAUGGCCAGCCUUGUCGCCCCGAAGGAGAAAGUUUUUAUUACUCAAACAAAGUUACUUUAUGAGGUCACGUGGAAGACUGUGAUGCAAAUUGCCAAAAAACAUGCGAAAUCUGCUGUUAAUUACCUAUCGACAAUGUGCAACGGACAAAAGCCUGAAUCGAUCUUCAUGGAUUGGUGCUGGUGGAUAUUAGGUGGAUUACCUUUUCCGCAUCUUGUACGAGUAAUGGAUUGCUUUUUCCACGAGGGAAUUAAGGUUUUCUAUCGCGUAUCGUUGGCUAUAUUGAUACUUUUUCACAAACACGUUACCAGCAGUAAUUCCGAGUGGGACGCAGAUGCGAUAAAAAAUGAUAUCGAUAAUGCCCUUCCAAAGUUCUGUAAUAUACCAGUCUCACCAGCAAAGCUGCUCCGGACAGCUUUUAGUAUUAGAGCUCUUAGUUCUACGUACAUAUCUAGAGUUUUUUUGAAGACUGAAAUGUUACUAAAGAGUAAGUCAGUACUAAGUGGGCCGAAGCAAAUGGUAAGAUCACGUUCUAGCGAUAAUUUACCAACGAGUCAAUCCCAGAUCAACGUACAAAUGAUGUCUCACACCUUAACAAUUCGGGAGAAAUAUCGAGAAGGUUUAGAUACCUGCCGAGCAAUGCUGUUUACGCUCUGGUCUUGGCUACCAGUAAGAAUCACAAUGUAUCAACCCAUUCUACUGUAUACAACAGAAGAACAUGGAUGCUCUUUGACAACGUUUUACGUUAGAGUAGAACAACAUGAACCAACACUGUUAAUGAUUAAAACGUGUAAUAACGAAGUGUUUGGUGCUUACUGUUCGUCGCGAUGGUUUGAACGCAAUUUAAAAGACGAUCGUGGACAGCGUCAAGCUUACUUUGGCACGGGAGAAACGUUUCUGUUUUCACUUUAUCCCGAACGUGCCAAAUAUCCGUGGGUCGGAAUAGAGGGUGAUACAGGCUUGGGCCAUGCAUCUGAGCUAUUUAUGGCUGCUGACUCCAAGAUGAUUACUAUCGGCGGCGGAGAGGGGCAAGCUAUCUGGAUGGAUGAAAAUAUUCGUUUUGGCAAAACCGACAGGUGCCAAACUUUUAAUAACCCACCGCUUUGUGCUUCUGGCGAUUUUGAGAUACGUGUAUUGGAGGUGUACGGUUUUGUUGGAGCGUGAGUAACCUCCUGAAUUAUGUAUCGGUAAAGCUUGCGUUUAAUUCACAUUGAAAUCCGUAUUAAUGUUUAGUCUAUGUUGAAGCUGAAACCAAAACAAAACUCGAUAUGCUGGUAGAUCUCGUUGAUUUCAUCAUUGUGUUCUUUGACUCUCAUGAAAUGAGAGCAAAAAAUAGAAGUAAACUUUUGACAAAAAUGAAAAUUUCAGCAAAUUCAUCAAGCCUCAGCCAUUCAAGAAAAGAUCGCAUUGUUGUAUGUAUAAUUUUGCCAUGUUCAUUAAAUACUCUGAAUAUUUGCAAAUCGUGCGGAUUGCAUAAUAUCACUACAAGUGAUUAUAUACAUAUUACGUAUUUCAGCCCAAUCGUUCAGCCCAAAGCUUAUUUGGACAAAAGCAAUUUCGAACAAAUAUAUGAAUUAUACAUGAUAAAUGUUUGUUUAAAUUGUCAUUGUGGUUUAAUCGGACUGUAGAAGAAUUCCACGAAGGAAAUUAGUUUUAAGCUUUAGGUAGUAUUGCACUAGAUAUAGUUUACAAAAUUUGUUAUGCAUAUUUGAUUUAAUUAUAUUGUGCAGGGAUUAUCGGAGAUUGUUUUUCAUGUUUGUUUUAUUUUCCGAUGAUUUACGGGCAUGAUGAUGUUGUUUAUUUUCUUCAAAUGUGGUUAAAAUGUUUAUUUUAUUGGAUUUAUGACAUUAGCGCAAGCAAAGUUAUACCAACAAAGCAUUUCAUGAUACAACGAAAAAAACAUUUUAACAUAUCGUUGUAUUACAACAUCACAAAAUUGUUCAAGGAUGUAUAUGUUCUAUUGUAGUGUGUCUCUAUGUGAUUUGUUUCGCAUACUCGUGGAAUGUCAUCAAAAUACAACAAUCGUUAAAUGGUUUUCAAAGGGUUAUAAUUGUACUAUUGAACUAUAACUUCUUGUAAACUACUAAUAACAGUUGUAAUUCCUAUUUACAGUUUUUACGCGAUUUAUAUGGUGUUUGUUGCGAUUCAAGCACAUGAUUGACGUGGCAUAAGUAAUGUUUAGCUCUGUGAAACUAAGAUAUGCUUAUUCCUUUUUCGUUGUUGGAAACUAAGUUCUCGUCGCAUAGUGUGAGCUGAUUUGACAGUAGUCUCUAAUUUCUCAUCUCUCAAUGAAGCGAACAUGGAAACAAGUUGAAAGUUUUGCUUGGUAAAAAGAAGGAAUUACAUUCCAAGAGAAAGGAUUAACAUGCCUGGCUAAUAUUGGUCUAUGUCUUCAUAUGUCCUGCUAAUCAAUUGUGUGUUGAUUUUUUUUUCUUGCAUUGUGUUUUUAUAAAUUUUGGCACGUUUUGGAAUAAUAUCGAUACAUCGAAUGAUCAUGAAUUUUGUUGUUGUAGCGACAUGGAUACAAAAUCCAUGCACAAACGAAAACUUCUGGACAUAAUUUCUAUCUGCUUGUUUUUAUAUUAUUCACAAAAUAAGAAAUAUAGGAAAGUAGUAGAGAAUGUAGGACGAAUUAAUUUAUUAUACUUUAUACUGUAUAAAUAUUGCGUUAAUUUAAGAUGUGUGAUCAAAACUGAUGAAAGCAUAUAAGUAAUAUAUGACAAACGAACAAAAAUAAGAUAUGAAAAAAGAACAAUGAAUUAGAGAUAUACAGAUAAACGCCAAAACUGCAAAAUAACCGAAAUAUUGUAAGUUAGAGAGAUCAAUAUAGCGGGCCAUCUACCAGUGCGUUCAAUGAAAGAAUAUUGCGAUUUCAUACACAUUAAAAUGCAUAUACUAAAACAUCGCUAAAAGAAUAGAAAUAUCAAUGAAAUCAAACGUAGCUAAAAGCUUAAUGUCUAGCAUUAUAAGUACACAUAAAUGCGUGUUUUGCCUAACUUCUCAUCUAUUUUAUGUGAUUCAAAAUGUAUUGUUAUUCAAUGUUCAUGCUUCGAUAGUUGUGUGUUUAGCGUCUGCAGAGAUACAGCAGAUGAACUAAGAUAAGUAGAUGGGUGCGUAUGCAUACUCUUAUUUGUUACAUUAUUUCAUUCUUGCUUAGAAUAUUGAUAAUGACCGCUUACAAAAAAAAAAAAAAACUACUGCAACCAAUAGAUUGCAACAACAUUUUUUCACACGAUAAAGAUCGGUUCAGUUAAAACUUUGGUUAAAAAUCCACUCUGCAAAAGUUAUGAAGCAAGCAAAAUGAAAAAAUAUAUACCAGAAAUGACGAUAUGAACAUGUUAUUGCAUACCGAUAAGGAUGGAUUUAUAAUAAUGUGUGGAAUGCAUAAUUUAUUUGUUUUCAGAUAUAUAUUCAGAGAACAGUUAUCGUAUCUAUGCAAUCAAUGUAUAAGACUUAUUUGGACGUGCUAACAGUAGUAGUAAAACAAAAAAGCAUUGUGAUGAU